UAAUCUAUUAUCAACUUUAUCGUUCUUAAUUUCUAAUAUUGUAAUAAUUUUAUAAAAAAAAAUAAAUGUAUCUAACAUCAUAAAGUUUUGAUAUUAAUUUAAACUUCGUAUAGUAUAAUUCAUCAAAAAAUUUUAAUUACAUAAAUUUAUCUUGCAUACCUUUAGUUCAACAAAAUGAGGUCGACUUUUGUUUUUUUUGUGCUAUUUUUAGUAAUGUCAUAUGGUCUAACCCAACACAUUGAUGAUAACGAUUUUGCCGAAUUUGAAGAUUUUGAUGAUGAUUUUGUUGUUCAAGAUUCUGAAGUGCUAGAAAAAGGUGCUAAAAGUAUUCAAAAUCAAAAUAAUGCAAGAGAUACUGAAAGUCCUUCUGUUUCAAAGUCUGUGAACAAGAAAGGUGGUGAAUUCGAUGAUCCGACUGCUGACGACGAUGAUGGGUUAGUAGAAGAUGAAGAAUUUGAACAUUUUCAUGACGAAGAAGAAUUUGAAGGGUUUGACAACGAUGAUUCGAAAGAAAUACCUUUAGACCAAAAAAUAGGCUUAGAUGGAGAACCUAAGCUAACAAUAUCGAAAGUUCCAAUUCACUUUAGAACUCAUUGGGAUUCAUAUUGGAUGGAAAUGCUGAUGAUUGCUGGUUUAACAACAUAUUUUGCUAAUUUUUUCCUUGGGAAAAACAAAAAUUCAAAAUUAGCCCAUCUUUGGUUAAAUACUCACAGACAAUUAUUGGAAGAAAAUUUUGUAUUAGUUGGUGACAGCGGUAGAUUGGAAAACGAAAACCCUGGUUUAAAUAAAGAAAGCGAAAGUUUAUAUACACUUUGGUGUUCUGGCAGAACUUGUUGUGAGGGAAUGCUAGUCGAACUGAAAAUGAUAAAGAGACAAGAUUUGGUAUCUUUAGUUUCUGGUAUAUUAAGACCCCAACAAGACCAAGUUCAUAUCAAAAUUGAAUUAUCAAAGGAUGUAAUGGAUACAUUUAUUUUUUGUAUUGCUAGUAAAAAAAGUGGAACAAAAAUGUUUAAAGAAUUAAAUGAUUUGAGCAAAUUUUGUACCUUAGUAAGUAAGCCAGAAGAAAAAUAUAGGAUGCCAAAUGGUUUUGUAGUUUUAUCGGAAAUUCCAGAAGCGACCGUUUCACUAUUAAGUGAUACAAGAUUUUCCGGUGCUCUUAGUAAGUUUACUAACUAUAUCGAUUAUAUUCAUAUAUCAGAUCAAUUCAGCGGACCAAUUCAGCAAGAAGAUCCCAACGUCUUAAAACAACCAGAAACAAAAAGAAUGUUGCUAGCAGGUUUCAAUUUACCAAAUGUUAGUAGCAACAAUUGUGAUAUGGAAUCUAUAAAGCCACUACUAAUGUUAAUUUUUUAUUUAUUGGAAAGACUGAAGCGGUUUCGCUUAUCAAAAGAAAGCAAAACCAAAGCUGAAAAAAAUAGACAACGUGUUGAAGAAGAAUUUUUGAAAAGUACUCAUGCAGCUCGAGUGGAGGCAGCAAGAGAAAGACGCGAAGAUAAACGAAAACAAGAAAAAGAAAGAGUAAUGGCUGAAGAUGAUCCGGAGAAACAACGACGUUGGGAGCUCAAAGAACAGAAGCGUCAAGCUAAGAAAAAAGCGCCAAAAAUGAAACGAUUGGCUGUAAAAUCUAUUUAAUUAUUGUAUGAGGACAUUAGUUUUUUUAAAAUAUUAGUUUGGUUUAUUGUAGAAUUUAAAUUGCAGUAAAAUAAGCUCUUAAUCAAAUUUUUAUUAUUUAACCUAUAUUUUAAAAAUUGCUUUUGGUUUUGUAUUUUGGAUUGUUAUAAAGCUUCACUCAAGAAAAAAUAAAGCAAUAUAAAGAGCGGAA
Condylostylus longicornis is the source of this 1822-nucleotide messenger RNA. Its product is annotated as PAT complex subunit CCDC47. The transcript has a single exon. Gene Ontology annotation, cellular component: endoplasmic reticulum. Gene Ontology annotation, molecular function: calcium ion binding. The coding region runs from base 175 to 1632 and encodes 485 amino acids. Lineage: Eukaryota; Metazoa; Arthropoda; Insecta; Diptera; Dolichopodidae. The record is from RefSeq and is a predicted model, not a curated record. Gene Ontology annotation, biological process: endoplasmic reticulum calcium ion homeostasis.